Amaranthus tricolor (Joseph's coat) is the source of this 2269-nucleotide messenger RNA. RefSeq names its product organic cation/carnitine transporter 7. Gene Ontology annotation, cellular component: membrane. Gene Ontology annotation, biological process: transmembrane transport. Lineage: Eukaryota; Viridiplantae; Streptophyta; Magnoliopsida; Caryophyllales; Amaranthaceae. The coding region runs from base 341 to 1831 and encodes 496 amino acids. Gene Ontology annotation, molecular function: transmembrane transporter activity. The record is from RefSeq and is a predicted model, not a curated record. The transcript is spliced from 6 exons.
GUCAUGUAAGAAAACUUUCUUUACUUUGAGUUUUCAAUUCUCCACCGCCAUGUGCGGUCUCUGAAUCCGAUGAAUUGCACUGUAGCAAAUUUGACGCUAAAUCCCUUUAUUUCUUCAUUUUUUAAUCUUAAAAAAUUCAAAAUUAAUCGGUCAAUGGUACUUUGCACUAUCUUCAUCUUCAAUCCAAAAUCAAGGGAGACAGAAAAAAAUUCCAUCAUUGUUGGGAUAGAAGAAACAAGAAAAAAAUUCAAUGUUAUUCUAAGUUUAUUGAAUAAAUUUCCUGCAUUACCCGCUUUUUAAUAUCCCUUUUCACCUUUGUUAAUCAAGGGAAAGAAAUCAGAUGGGGGAUGAUACUCAAGAGUUCACAAUUGAUGAGGCCCUCAUUUCUAUGGGAUUCGGUAAAUUUCAAAUUUAUCUCCUUGCGUAUGCUGGAAUGGGAUGGAUUGCAGAAGCUAUGGAGAUGAUGCUUCUCUCCUUUAUUGGACCAGCUGUUCAAGUUGAGUGGGGUCUUUCUUCAAAUAAAGAAAGUAUGAUAACUAGUGUGGUAUUUGUUGGAAUGUUGAUUGGGUCAUAUUCAUGGGGCAUUGUUUCUGAUAAAUUUGGACGAAGGAAUGGAUUCUUUAUAACUGCAAUUUUUACUUCAACAGCUGGAUUAUGUAGCGCUCUUGCUCCUAACUAUACAACAUUGAUUAUCUUUCGUUUCUUUGUUGGUCUUGGUUUGGGAGGAGGGCCUGUAUUGUCAUCGUGGCUUUUGGAGUUUAUUCCAGCUCCAAAAAGAGGUACUUGGAUGUCUGGUUUUUCAGCGUUUUGGACUAUUGGGACAUUGUUGGAGGCUUCAUUAGCUUGGAUAAUCAUGCCUUCAUUAGGUUGGAGGUGGUUACUUGGAUUUUCUGCUGUCCCUUCGGCAGUUCUUCUCAUAUUCUAUAGAAGUGCACCCGAAUCACCCAGAUACUUGUGCAGGACAGGUAGGAUGGACGAGGCGCUGAGAAUUUUAGAGUGGAUAGCAAAAAUGAACAAAGCUGAACUACCAUCUGGUAAUAUUGUUUCUGAACACCAAGCUCCCAAAGUAAUUGAACUUCCGUCAGAAGAUGCACAUUUGUUGUCUCCGAACAAAGAUGAAUACGAAAAUCAUGAUAACUUGGAUACUAACCAACAAAAAGGAGCUUCAGUUGUCACACUUUUUUCUCCGCCAUUACGGAAAUCAACUAUGCUAUUAUGGGUAGUUUUCAUCGGAAAUGCAUUUGCGUAUUAUGGCCUGGUAUUGUUGACGACUGAACUGAGCAACAAGGAUAACAAAUGUAUUCCAAAUCAUGCUUCAUCGGAGUCCGGAAAACCUGUCGAUGUGAACUACCGAAAUGUUUUCAUUGCUAGUUUCGCAGAGUUUCCAGGACUACUUAUUGUAGCGGCAACAGUGGACAAAGUCGGCCGCAAGCUUUCAAUGGCAUCUCUGUUCUUUCUUUGUUGCCUUUUCUUACUCCCAUUGGCGUUUAGUCAGUCUGGAGAUUUCGUAAUUCCUCUUCUGUUUGGUGCUCGUAUAUGCAUCUCGGCUACAUUCACAAUUGUGUAUAUAUACGCCCCAGAGGUAUACCCAACUUCAGUUCGGACAACUGGUGUAGGAGUUGCCAGCUCUAUGGGAAGAUUCGGUGGAAUGAGUUGCCCCCUCGUGGCAGUUAGUCUGGUUCAUGGCUGUCAUCGAACUGCAGCCAUUCUUCUGUUUGUGACCAUUAUCUUUGUUUCGGGGGUAUGUGUAUUGCUUUUCCCGUUUGAAACAUCUGGCCGUGAGUUAAGUGAUGAAGUAUCUGACAUCAACCGGGAAGUUGAAUUAACCUAAAAUCCCGCUGCGAUCUGAUAGUGGUUUCUCCAGUAUUUGAACAUUCUACGCACUUCCAGCUGAUCGCAACAUCAUUUUAAAACCAAAGACCGACACAUUUAUUUGUUGACAUGUAACCAGUUUUUGAUUCGAAGGAUCAUACAUAUUCUAGUUUAGCCAAAACGACAGCUAGCUAGAUUGGCCUAUAGAUGACUCGUCGAUUUAAGCGGGGAUGAAGCUGUGCAUGUAUUCGUGCUGCUUGCCCGGGCAUUCAUAUCGGUUUUGGAGGUUCUCAUUUGGUCCUAGAGUAAUUGUAGUUCUGUUGUUUUAGCUGAUUAAUUGGCCUGAGAUGUAAAAUUUUGUCAUAGAAUAGGUUCCAUAUUCUAUAAACAACAUUUUAUAUUGUUUUGAGCAACUGUAAUCAUUAUUUAUCAUAGUUUAUUCAAUUUCUAAAUUACU